Sceloporus undulatus (fence lizard) is the source of this 6958-nucleotide messenger RNA. It is a transcript of the gene BCOR, whose product is annotated as BCL6 corepressor. Lineage: Eukaryota; Metazoa; Chordata; Lepidosauria; Squamata; Phrynosomatidae. The transcript has 15 exons. Gene Ontology annotation, molecular function: protein binding; transcription corepressor activity. Bases 972 to 6107 code for a protein of 1711 amino acids. Gene Ontology annotation, cellular component: nucleus. Gene Ontology annotation, biological process: negative regulation of transcription by RNA polymerase II. The record is from RefSeq and is a predicted model, not a curated record.
AUUGCUGCAGUUAGUUUGGGACCUUUAAGUGCCAUGGCUCAGAAUGAUAGAAUUCUGGGAAUUUUGUGGAUUUUGGACAUUAUUUUGGAGACUGACUGUAUUGGACCCUUACAGGUUGUGCAAAUACGACAGGUCACAUGGUCUCUAAAGAAAUACUCUAGUGACCAAAUAUGAAAACUCAGCACAUCUUUGAGGCCAGCCAAGAGCAGGAAGAGCCUGAGGCUGCACCCUCACUGCAGAUAUAAUCUGCUUUGACACCACUUUAACUGCCAUAUCUCAAGGAUGUGGAAUUCUGGGAGCUGGAGUUUGUUGUGGCACCAGAGCUCUCUGAGAGAAAAGGUUUAACGUCUCACAGAACUACCAUUCCCAGAAUUCCAUAGCCCUGAACCACGGCAGCUAAGGCAACUAAAGGAGUGUCAAACUGGAUUAUUUGUGCUUUGCAGAUGCAGCCUAUGAGUGCAUGGCUCUCCUUUCAGCCUUACUAUCUCUUUGGCCCGUGUGUUCCUCCACUCCUUGGAGAUGAGGCAUGGUUUGUAAAACUAAAUCAACUCUCUCCAGGCUUGGAGACUUGAAAACAUGAGCAGGGCAUCUGGAAAACAGUAAAUCUGUUCUGCAAAACCCGUCUUUUCCAGUAGAAUAACUCCUUUUGAAUGAUAGUGCAGUAUUUCCUCCUAGCCUCUCUCUGCAGGUGGUGGUGGUGGUGGUAGAAGUAGUAUUAGUGUGGGGUUGGUGGGGGAAAAAGAGAAGGAAGGCAAAGGGUGUCCUCUCCUUUUCUCCAAAGCUUUUGGGCCUACUUCAUUAUUCUGACAUGCAAACUCUUUGGGAGGGAGGAUGCCAUUUCAUGUUCUUGCUAGGAGUCCUAAAAGGAUUGAAGAAGGAACAAGAGGCGGCUGAAGGAUUGAGGAGAAAAUGCAGAGAAUUCCUAGAUUUUAAACACCCGUGAAGGAAGGCCUCUGUUCUAAGGUGACGUCAUGCUUUCUGCAACCCCCCUGUAUGCCAACGUUCAUAGCUGGAUGAGCAAUGAGAGGGUCCGCAUGUGUGGCAUUAAUGAAGACAGGAAAAUCCCAGUUAAUGAUGGAGAUGCUGCAAAAAACAGGCUGGAAUUAAGGGAAGAAAAUCACUUGAACCACAGUGUGGUGGAUGCAACAGCUGUGCAUCGCAUUGACAGCCUUGCUGCCCUGAGCAUGGACCGGACGGGACUUAUGCGGGAAGGGCUCAGAGUCCCCAGUGGCAUUGUCUAUUCCAGUUUAUGUGGACUUAGCUCAGACAAGGCCCGGGAUGCUACAAGUGCUAUUUCUGGCCUUGGAUUUGCGCCUGAAAGAAAUCCAGAGAUACAGUUCAAGUCUAAUCCCACUGAAACCAUUGAAAAUGCAGCUGGAAAGCCCCCUAAUGGCUUCAGUGCUAUGUACAAAACACCACCUGGAAUACAAAAGAGUUCUGUUCCACCUGGUGGGGAAACCUUAGGCUUGGACAGAACCUCAAACGACAAACCAAGCCCUCUCAGUGUCAAUGGUGCUAGUUACUUAAGGUUACCCUGGGUAAAUCCUUACAUGGAGGGUGCUAUUUAUCCCUUUCUUGAAUCACCAAAUAAGUAUUCAUUGAACAUGUAUAAGGCCUUGCUACCUCAGCAGUCCAACUACACCUUGCCACAGCAUCUGACUUACUCACCGGUCUGUACCAAUGGUGAACGUUUUUUAUACUUGCCACCUGCUCAUUAUGUUGCGCCCCACAUUCAGUCAUCAUUGGCUUCGCCCUUGAGGAUCUCAGCUGCAUCAGCAGCCCCUGCACUUCCUCCUUUGGGACACUGUCCAGAAAAAACCUUGUCUUGGAAGAUGGGAGUCAGUCCUGGAAAUCCUGUGGACUCUCACACCUACCCACAUAUACAGAACAGCAAACCGCCCCGGGUUCCAUCUACUAAGACAGCUGCUAGUAAUAUUCCGACAGAGCCUGCAGUUCUCCUGUCCCAUUCACCGCGACCCUCGCCGAGAGUCCAUCUACCGCCACAGGUUGGGGAUGCUUACUCAGAGUUCCACAAACACUUCUCUAGAAUUUCAACAUCUCCUUCAUCAGUUGUACUCCCAAAGCCAUACAUGAAUGUAAGCAAUGACUUUACUGCAAGGGCCUCUAGUGGGAAGGCUUCUAAAACACAUGAGACAGGUGAAAUUUCUCAGCAGCCUACAGUGCAUGCAAGGAAAACGGGUCAUGACAGGAAGGACAGCAGAUCCCCUCCAUUGUUGGAAAAGCAACAAACUGUUACCAAAGAAAUUAUAGACAAACCACUUGAUUUGUCAUCAAAAGUUGUUGACGCAGAGACAGCUAAAUCAGACCACAUUAAGAAAAUGACACCAACUGUGUUAGUUCAUAGCAGAGCUGGAAGUGGAUUGGUUUUACCUGGAGGUGAUCUUCCAAAAGAAACUAUUUCUCCUGGAAAUGGUUGUCCUGUCUAUAGACCUGAAAUAAUUAGCACUGCACCUUCCUCCUGGGUUGUUCCUGGCCCAGGUCCCAAUGAAGAUACCAGUGGCAAAAACGUGCCAUUGAAAAACAAGGCAUUGGACUGGGUGACACCACAACAGCGAAGUUCUUCUUGCCCAAGGAUGGGAGGCACAGAAGCAGUUGUCAGUAAUAUUUUGGGGUCUGUAUCAAGUGGUGGCCGACCAGCAUCUGCUUCUCCAGCUCCAAAUGCCAAUGUGGAUUGCCCUAAGACAAACAGCUCAGUAGAAACCACUGCAUCUGUCAUACAGCAUGUAGGGCAACCUUUAGCAACUUCAUCUUCCAAGCAUAGUAAUAAGGCAGCUAAAUGCAAUAAUCAAGAACCUAUCUUCAAAACAAAUGAGAGCACACUUCCAUCAGGUUCCAUAUUUUUUCCUCCUAACGAUGCAUUCCGAUCACCACCAUUGCCCUAUCCAAGGAGUUAUCUCCCAUAUCCUAUUCCAGAAAGUUUAGCUAUAGGCCCUUUGUCUCUUCAUGGAAAAGGACCCAUGUAUCCUCAUCCAGUUCUCUUACCCAAUGGUAGUCUUUUCCCUGGGCAUCUGGCUCCCAAACCUACAAUUCCAUACAGCCUGCCAACUAGCAGAGGUGAAUUUAUGACCUAUCAGGAUGCAUUAGGUAUGGGAAUGGUGCAUCCAAUGUUGUUACCACACACAGCUUUGGAGCUGAAAGAUGAAAAAUCAGAAAGGAGAUCUAGAUCGCAUGAAAGGCUCCGUUAUGAGGACCCUGUUUUAAGAAAUAGAUUGCCAGAGGUGCUGGAAACCAGCACUAAGCUACAUUUUGAAGUACCCACUACAGACAGAAAUGUAAAAUCACAACAGGUUUCAAGUAAUAGUAAGAAUACUGCCAAAAGUGACAAACACAUGUUUGCAGAACUGAGGGAUGAGCAAGAUGUAAAGGGUGAAACAAAUGUAACAAAAACCAGUUUUCCAGUUGAAAGUGGUAAUCAAACAAGUGACCCCACAAAGCACAAGGGAGAACAAGCCUUUCAGCACAGAGAUUUUAGUGUAAUGAGAGAAGAAUGUGGGAGAAAUAAUUUCCAUGAAGUUUACAACUUUAAGCAAGCCCAGAGUCCACAUCCACCAGUGUUCAACUUAAGAAAAGAGGAUCUGUCAAUAAGCCAAAAUAGAGAGAGACUGACAGUUCCCCCUUCCUCUGUGUUCUUGGAGGCUGCUCAUGGGAAUGAUGGCCUGGCUAUGUCUUUUUGCAAAGUGCCAGAUGACAAUAAACAGAUUUGUAUUGGAAAUGCACAGCCAAGUAUUGAAAUCAAUCAGGCAUAUGUCAAAGAAGGGACUGAGGGCACAGAAUCUAAUGAUGGCAAACUCGUGAAGCCUAAGCCAUCUAAAGUGGCAAAGAGAAUUGCAAACUCUGCUGGUUACGUAGGUGAUCGAUUCAAGUGUGUUACAACUGAACUGUAUGCAGAUUCUAGCCAGCUGAGUCGGGAACAGCGGGCUCUGCAGAUGGAAGGAUUACAAGAGGACAGUAUUUUAUGUCUACCUGCUGCUUACUGUGAGCGUGCCAUGAUGCGCUUCUCAGAGUUGGAGAUGAAAGAGAGAGAAGGCCAUGUAGCAACCAAAGACCCAGAGGUCUGCAAAUUCAACCAAGCAGACUGGGAAAACUUCAAAGGAAACAAUGAAAAGAAGCCUAAGUCUGUCACUUUGGAAGAUGCCAUUGCUGGGCAAAAUGACAAUGACAGAUGUGAUUUUAAUAAUACAGAGAACACCCAAGAGCAUAGGUUUGAACCUCAAGAAGACAAACUUUCUCCAGCAGACAGUUGUUUGGAGAGACUUACUGUACAUGAAAAGGCAAAUGACCAGCCCAUAGAAGAUGUCAGUCAGACACCAUGUCUACAUUUGGACAGAAAACGAAAACAUUCUGGCGAGAAUAUGCAGCAUGAUGGAAGCUUGAAAGAAAACUUGGUAGAGGAACUAGAGGAUGAAUUUGCAUCAAAAACAAAAAAGCAGAAGACAUCCAAAGAUGACUGGCCUGAGAGGGAAAUGACAAACAAUUCCUCUAACCACUUAGAAGAGCCCAAUUGUAAUGAGGUGACCAACCUGAAGGUGUGCAUUGAAUUAACAGGGCUCCAUCCCAAAAAGCAGCGUCACCUGCAGCAUCUUAGGGAACUAUGGGAGCAGCAGGUGUCACCAGAGAGAUCCCCACCCGGCAAGUUGGGCCGGCAAAGCAGGAAAGAUUUAGCUGAGGCUGUUCAGCCAGAGGCCACUGCAAAGGUCAAAGACUGCACAGAAGAAAGGCACACCAAGAAAAGGUCAGAGGUCAAAAGCAAUAGAAGUUGGUCUGAAGAGUCCCUCAAAACAAGUGACAAUGAACAAGGUAUUCCACUAUUCCCAGCAUCUCCGCAUAUGAAGAACCUUUCAUCCCCCAAUACAAACAGCAAAAGGCAAAUCCAUCCAAGCUGUACUCCAGCUUCAAGGUUGGCUGCCAAGCAGCAGAAAAUUAAAGAAAACUGGAAGACAGAUGUGCUGUGCACAGACGAAGAAGAGGAUUUCCAAACUGCAUCCCUGCUGCAGAAACACAGUGACUGUGAGAAACCACCAGGGAAGCGUCAGUGUAAAACAAAACAUUUGGCACUGCAGGAGAGGAGAAGGAGGUCAUCACUGACAGGGGAUGACAUUACAGAUAUUGAAAGCACAGAAGAGAAGCUGCAGACUGCAAGUACCCCUCAGGAGACUACCCCAAGCCGCCCCAUGCCGCCGGAGGCCCGAAGGCUUAUUGUCAAUAAGAAUGCUGGAGAAACUCUUCUGCAAAGGGCAGCUCGGCUAGGAUAUGAGGAAGUGGUUCUGUAUUGUUUGGAAAACAAAGUCUGUGAUGUAAAUCAUCGUGACAAUGCUGGUUAUUGUGCCCUGCAUGAGGCCUGUGCCAGAGGCUGGCUGAGCAUUGUGCGACAUCUCCUUGAAUAUGGAGCCGAUGUUAACUGCAGCGCUCAGGAUGGAACUAGACCUGUCCAUGAUGCAGUGGAAAAUGACCACUUGGAAAUCCUCCGAUUGUUACUGUCUUACGGUGCUGACCCAACACUGGCCACGUACUCAGGUAGAACGAUUGUGAAAAUGACUCACAGUGAACUUAUGGAAACAUUCCUCACAGAGUAUUUAACUGACCUGCAGGGUCGAGGUGUUGAUGACCCUGGCUUACACUGGGAGUUUUAUGGCAGCUCUGUGUGCGAGCCAAAAGGUGAAUCAGGAUUUGACAUCCUGUCUAAUCCACCUGGUCCAAGUGAUGAGGAUGAAGAUGGCUUUAGCGAUAUCUUUGAGUUUGAAUUUUCAAAUGUGCCUCUCUUGCCAUGUUACAACAUCCAGGUGUCUCUUUCUCAGGGCCCACGAAACUGGUUACUGCUCUCUGAUGUAGCAAAGAGGCUGAAAAUGUCACCCCGGAUAUUUCGCUGCAAUUUCCCAAGUGUGGAAGUUAUCAGCAUCACAGAGGCAGAAUUUUUCAAGCAGGUAUCACUGAGCCAGCUGUUCUCUUGCCAGAAAGAUCUAGAAGCUUUUAAUCCAGAAAGCAAGGAACUCUUGGACUUGGUGGAGUUCACAAAUGAGCUGCAGUCUUUGCUUGGAUCCUCACUUGAGUGGCUACAUCCAGAUGAGGAUGCUGAUAAUCAUUGGUGAACCUCCAAGCCACUUAAUGUAUAGUUUUCUGUAAAGUUAUUUCUUUAUGUAUAUGUGUUUAAUUCAGUUGUUUCUGUAAAGAAAGGACACUGUAAAAUAAGAUAUGUUUCCUUUAUAUACAUAUAUUAUAAAUAUAUAUAUAUAUAUAAAAAUUCUAGUUGGGUGGACUUUUGGAAGAAUUUUUUUAGACACUUCACUCAGUUUUUACAAAUUGAUAUAUAAUAUUCCUUUAAAUGCACACAAAUUUUGGUAUAAAUUUGUUUUACUUGGGACUUUUUUUAAAAAAAGAAACAUGGCUUUGCUUCAUUCAAAGCGUUGGUUAUACAGAAGAUACCUGUUAUGGGUGACAUGAUUACAGUCAUGUAGUUGGCUUGGCUUGGCUUGGGAGAUUGUUAGGGAAGGCACUUCAUCAUUUGUUUUUGUUUACAAAGUUGCCUGCUUUGGCCAGGUAAAUGCUAUUGAAUAUAAUUCAAUAGACUGUACUAUAAAUUAAAACUAUCCAUGCACAUUGACUAAUUGUGUGAAAUUUUAUAUCUUAAUUUAAGAGAUGUGAAAUUUAGUUUUCACAUGGCAAACUGGAUUGUUUAUAUGUAUAUAUAUAUGUAUAUGUUCAAACAUUUGAUGCCCCUUAUUUAAAAGAAGACUUUGAACUAUUUUUUCUGUACCUUGUAAAAUAUUGAAAACUAACCUAUGUUGAAGUUGUUUAAAAUUGUACAGAAGCUAAAUCUUUUUUCUGAAUUGUGUGUUUAUGUUUGAGAUCUGUGUUUUAACUUUGUAAGUAAAUUCUGCCUUUGUAUUUAUAUUUUACAAAAAAAAAUCUUAAGGGCAAUAAAACAGUUGAGAAAACAAUA